AUGGCCACAGCUCAUCAGCCCGCACGGCCUGCGCAGCGCAUGUCUUCAGGAAAAGACAUACUAUCUCGCAUGCUCCAAAUGGAGAAGCAAAGCAAGCAACAACGGUCCUCAUCCGCCGGUCCCACCAUCCCGCUUUCGCUGAAAAGAACAUCAUUCUCUGGUCCUUCUGAUCAAGCAUCGCCCUCAGCUAAAACGACGCCAAAGUCUCCUCUGCCUACGCCUCAACCAUCACAGCGCCCUUCUCUCACCACACGCUCGCAAACCCUACCUUCAUUAUUAACUGACAGAGGACCGUCGGGGAAGCCAAUGCCGUCUUUAGCACAAUUGAAGACCAACACUUCGACGGACCAGGAGGACUCUACUCCUAUAGAAAUAUGCCUGUCUCCGAGCUGGUCCGAUCAUGGCGAGAAGAGGAAAAGAAGGGAGAAGAAGAGGAUGGAGAAGGAGCAGAAAGAGAUUGAGAAAAGGUUGAAGCAAGAUCAAGAGAGACAAAGGACGGCAGACAUCAAAGCGGGAAAGCGCUUGAGCAGGAAGCCGCCCCCAGCAGCAAUGGAGACUCAAAAGAUGCCCCAAGCAUUGCGGAGGAAUUCAUGGGUGUCUAUGAUGUCUUCCCAUACAUCCUCAGGCGAAAACACAAGACGGUCUUCUCGCGAGGAGAAAAGGCUCUCUGGAAUUUCUAUCGGCUCUACGGAUUCGCAGUCGCAUUCAAGAUCGACGCCUGCCACCAGCACCGAGGAAGCGUCUGAUCCUGCUCGUAGUUCAGGGCAGUCGCAUUCAAUCAUAAGUUCGGCUGCCCCCAAGAUUCCUAACUUUGGGUGGUCUUCCCGAAGGACUUCAUCCGGCACCAACAAAUCACUCUCCUGGGGAAGCGAAGAUGCAUACGCGAGAGAAGUCAUAUCUUUUGCCUAUCGUUUUGAGGGCUCUCCAACUGACCUCGAACACCCCAAACCCAAUGAAUCAGAGGCACAGCAAGGAUCAAAACAUCCAAUACAGCAGGCGGCAAUUACUCCGACCUUCAGCAGAAGUGUAACCGAACCCAAUCUUGCAACCUUUUUACAACAGUCAGUGGCUAGGAGCCCACAACGCCCACCAGCAAAGAGGAAAGACAGUUCUGAACCCAGACAAAACCACGGACAGAAGGAUCCACCUGGAGAACGUAGGAAUUCAGCUCAUUCUCCGAAAGCAAGCCCCAACUUUCAAGAUGACCUGGCGGGAGAAAUGGAGGCCAUCAUGGCAAGCCACCACCAGAGGCCAAGUCAAAAUCCUCCAUCUCCACGGAGUCCACAGACGAGGUCGUCUCACGACGGGAGUAGCUAUGUACACAAGCAGCGCAUGUACCAGCAGCAGCGUUCGAUAGCAGGCUUUGAAGAUGAGCAGGCAGUUAAAGAUGCGAAUGAUAUGGCGGCGAAGUCUGAGGCACUCGCCGGAGAGGAUGGCCAGCGAGCAAAAUUGGGGUUAAGAGCGCCCGAUACUCGCCAGCAGCAUAGUAAUACCGUGUCUGUUACACCUGGUAUCGCUAAUGACCGUGUUCCUGUUAGUCCUAUGACCAGAGACUCUGCGAUGCAGCCGGAUAUGAAGCUGUCCCCAAUGAAGCAGCAAACUACGGUGAAGCAGCAAACGGACGUCGCGCCUUCCAGCUCGCUAAAGCCAGCUCAUACAAAUGCUACUCAAAAAGGGCCAGAUGACACAGAAAUUCGUGCAGGUUCACAAUUGGUCCGAGAUUCAGUCUCGCUCAACAAGACCCAAAUAGCUCCAGGCUUAAAGACAGACAAGAUCCUUCAUUUUCGGCGGCGCUCGAAAUUGGCACCUUCCAAGAUCUCCGUACCAGAUAAUGUUCAGAGUAAAACGGUAGCCCUUGAAUCUGUCCCUCCCACUGUAACGAUAGUUGAAGAGCCUCCAGGGAAACGUUCAAAGGCGGAACGUAUGUCCCAAGACACGAAACCAACGCAAGUACACGCGAGUGUCAGGACGGGGUCUGAAAGCUCCCCCCGCAGUCCGCCCAGAGAGAGCUUACCGGAACCCAACCCCAUACAGUCUCAUGCCAAGAGUCGCACGUCAUCCUCUAUGGUAUUGAGUGAUACUCUACCGUCGCCAAUGUCACCUAAAUCGACGACUGAGCCCGUUGUGAUGUCAAGCAACAAGGCCGCCAAGCAGGCCGAAGGCAAUGAAGCUAGUAGGGAGCUGCAUCUUAAAGCCGAGCCAAAGAGCCCGCACGGAAAACAUAUGACUUCCGUGACCACAAAUAAGGCUCUACCUGAUACACCACCUGCUGCCAAAGACGCCUCUGCCCCAGAAGCUACAACUAGCAAGGCAAUGCCAACUACUAAACCCCUUCCAGAAGUCGUCAUCGAGAGUACAACUGAGGAAGGUUUAGUACGAAAGACAUCAAUCAAGCGUCCUCGCUCGAAUCCUCAGCUACAAACCCAAACCACAGCCACGAACUCUUUGCCGUCACUCGACUUCCUGCCCCAGCUCAAACAUCAGCCACUUGUCAAGCGUCAACCUCAAUUCCUACCUGUCGCGAAAGAUCGCUUCCCACCUGUCCCGAAAGACUAUGCCACCAUCAAACUUAUGGCUGGUAAACCACCGGUCUCCUCCCAUGCUCCAGAUAUGGAACUCAUACCUCGCACGCCUUUCCGCACACCUUCUCAAUUUCCUGUCCCGGGACGAACAUUCAAUCGAUCCGUCACAGAUGUUGGUACUGUCUCCUUCGGCAAAGGCGCUCUAGCGGAGGGUAUGGAGGCGAAACCAAUCGCCAAGCUCUUCGUCAUCUGUUGCAAAUGCAAGUUCUGGCAUGACCUACCAAGUAAACUCUACGAGGCGAUGGCUCUGCCGAAAGAGCUGCAUAAGGAUGAGAACCUUGCUGGGGACAAAGGCAAGGGCAAGGUAACAGGGACAAGAUUGGAGACAGCAGUGAAAUGUCCGUGGUGUGAUCAUGCGAUGACUACCUGGUGCUGUCAGGGUUGGACCACUGUUGUCUAUUUACAUGAAAGGCAUCACUAA
Molecule: messenger RNA, 3003 nt
Organism: Letharia columbiana
Lineage: Eukaryota; Fungi; Ascomycota; Lecanoromycetes; Lecanorales; Parmeliaceae
Exons: 2
Coding region: 1-3003 (1000 amino acids)
Source: RefSeq, a predicted model, not a curated record